AAUGUAUCUCCAGUUGAAUUUCCUGCGGACUGUGAGGCAUUAUUUCUCUUAAUAUAUUUUGGCUUUUGGAGCACUUUGUUGUUCCUGUUCGGUCUUCUCCCAUUCCCCUGCAUCCCCACCGUGCCCUGCUAUGCUGUCCCACUUUCUCUUCUUGCAGGGAUUGUUUCCAUCAUCACCCUAACCAGGCUGGUGUAUGAGUGUUAUAUUUGCGUGAUCCAUGUCAGAGUGAUCCAUUUUCCCCAGGCCUGGAGGAGCAUUCCUUGCAUCUGGCUGUCCUCAAUAGUGUGGUCAGGAGCAUCUCUCCUGGGCUGGAACAACCACAUCCUGGACAUGCAUGGACCAGGCUGCACUGGAGACUGGCCAUCCAAGGACACCAGCCACUCAUCCUCUGUGCUUUUCUUGUUUCUUGGCUGCCAUGGUGUCAUUGCUCAUUGUCAAGGCCAUAUUCUCUUUUCCAUUCAAAAUAAAAAGGAAGCAAAAGUGUUCUGGACGGACCCAAUCAACGACAACCCUCAAAACCCUACAUUCUCAAGCACUCUUAGAAUUGAAAAACCUCAUAAAGGGGAUUUCGCACUUCCCAUAAUUAAAUUCGCCGAAUCUGCUCUGAAGAAUGGUACAGAUACUUUGUCUGGAAAUCACUUUUUGAGUCAUAAAAGACAAGAACUGACGAUGGCAGGUUUCGUGUUAAACCUGCUAGCACGAAAAUUAAGGGCCAAGCUUUUACUUAAUAUUCAACUUUAUUUUCUCCCUACCCAGUUUUAAAGAGCCCUCUUGCAGCUCUUACAUUUCUAACUGCUGAGAUGCCAGACACCAGCUAAAGAUAUAUCUGCGUUUGGGAGAGAAAUGUGUUUAAGAUCCAUUGUGAUGUCAAAGAAAGAAAGGGACAAGCCAAAGCAAAAAGUGACUUUUAACUCUUCUUCCAUCAUUUUUAUAACUAAUGAUGAAUCAUUAUCAGUGGGUAACAGUGACAGAACCAAUGGGUCAAAGGUUGAUGUAACCCAAGUUUAUCCUUUACAGGAAUGA
Molecule: messenger RNA, 1023 nt
Organism: Dama dama (fallow deer)
Lineage: Eukaryota; Metazoa; Chordata; Mammalia; Artiodactyla; Cervidae
Gene: OPN3
Product: opsin 3
Source: RefSeq, a predicted model, not a curated record